Molecule: messenger RNA, 3750 nt
Organism: Solea solea (common sole)
Lineage: Eukaryota; Metazoa; Chordata; Actinopteri; Pleuronectiformes; Soleidae
Product: platelet glycoprotein V
Exons: 2
Coding region: 53-2023 (656 amino acids)
Molecular function (GO): protein binding
Source: RefSeq, a predicted model, not a curated record
CCGCUUCAGAACAACAGAGCAUCAACAUCAUUUUAGUGUGAUCCGGACAGUGAUGGAUUAUUUCUUUGGAGGUCCCCUGGGGGUAAUACUCGUCCUCUUCACGCUGCCUCAUCUCACCUACAACAUGUCCUGUCCCAGGAUCUGCGUCUGUGACAGUCAAGGUGCCGUCAAGUGUGAUGGCCACAACAUCACAGACACUCCAGCGCUACCUAUUCACACAUACCGGCUGGAACUCAACUGCACCAGCAUGAACGUCAUAAAAGAGCGCAGCCUGGCAGAACAGGACCUCUUGUUGCGCUUCAGUUUGACUCACAGCAACCUACACACGAUCCAUCCCAAGGCCUUCCACUUUGCUCCGCAGCUCCUGUCUGUCAGGCUGUCGUACAACAAUCUCUCCACUUUUCCUGCUCAAGUGUUCAGUCCACUGACCGCUCUGGAACAGCUGCAUUUAGAUGGAAACCAGUUAGAGACCAUUGCUCCCGAAUCACUGAGCAAACUUGUUGCGUUGCAGAGUCUUGACUUGAGCCGUAACAAACUGAUUCAUCUUGCUUCCGAUGUUUUCCAAAGACUGACCAACCUUACCUUACUUAACAUUGGCAGGAACAACAUAAAAAGGCUUCCAUCUAGAAUCUUUAAAUCCCUGACCAAUCUUCGCCAACUCUUUAUCUAUAACAACAUGCUUGAGGUGCUACAAGCGGAGCUGUUUGAUGAACUUAUCAGCCUCGAGGAGCUAAAACUCCACUACAACCAGAUUGCCAGUCUUUCACCACGGGUGUUCUGGUCACUGCGGAACCUGAGGACUCUCACUUUGUCCUCCAAUCGACUUCAGAUUAUUCCAGAAAAAAGCUUUUAUAACAUGCCCAAGCUGAGCAAGCUUACUAUCUACAACAACCCACUGUUAUCUCUACCGAACCAGCUGAUGGGCCAAAUGCCUGAGAUGAGAGAAUUUUAUCUGUUUAAUACUAAUCUCACUACAGUUCCUGAAAAUGUAUUCAGCAACAUGUCUGGUCUGCUGAAACUUAACUUACAUUUAAAUGAAAAGUUGAGGGAAUUACCUUCAGACCUUUUUUGUUGUCUUCCCCUCCUUCAGAAGCUCUCGCUGAAAUCCAAUAAUCUCCAUAGCCUACAUCCUCAGCUGUUCUCCAGACUAACCUCUCUCAACUUACUGUUUCUGAGCGACAAUAUGUUGCGAGAUCUACCGGAAAACAUUUUUCAGGGCCUUGCACGACUUUUGGCCAUUGAUUUGAAGAAUAACCUUCUCAUGUAUCUUCCAGGAGAUAUUUUUUUGUCAAAUGCAGUUUUGCAAUAUCUUACUCUGAGUGGCAACCCGUGGGAUUGCACUUGUAGUAUCAGAGAUCUUGCAAGAUGGAUAAGACAUAAUAAACAUGUGGUCACUGAUGAGGCGGAUGUGACGUGUCACAGUUCAGCGCAUGACAUGCUCCGUACGCUCGGCUCUCUGCGUGAAGAGGAGUUCAGGUUUUGUGAUGCUUUUGGACACACAAGCUACGUCCCUUCACACAGUGCUUUGACUGAUCCAACACCGUCAUUUGGCACCAUGACACCCAGCAGACGAAGAUCACCUUCAACAACCACAGCACCUAAAACAACGUCCAAUACCAUAGCCACUCAACAAGUCACCACCCCAGCAACCACCAAACCUGCAAUAUCAACCAUCUCGGAUGGCAUGAUGCUCUCAACACCUCUCGACACUGAAACCACCACUCUGCCCGAUGACAAUGUUCUCUUUAUUAAGGCGUCUCAGUUGACUUAUAACAUGACACAUGUGUUCUAUGACCUACUGGUGAUAGGGCAGGGGCCUGAGUUUGUUCACCACAACAUUCACAGGGGCUGGGUGUAUUUGUGGUUUCUGCCCUCAGAUACAGCCUGGGCUGGGUUCCUCAUGUUUUGUCAUGUCCUUCUGGUGACCACAGGCUUGUUCCUCAUUCUUGCUUCCAUGUAUGGAAUGUAUUGCCUCAACAAAACUAUGGAUAAGCUGAUGGCUGAGCAUGAGACCACGAGAUAAACUGUCCUUUUCCACAAGCUGAAGGUCAUAAAAGAUGACUAUUCUUUCCAUUGUUUUUUUCUGAAAGCUGAAUUAGUUGUUUCUGCAAGUACUAUUUUAGAAGGGCUAGAUUUAUGUAUUUAAAAUUGUGGUGAGUACAUUUUAAAUAUAAACAAAUAUCUGCUUCAUUCAAACCAUUUUCAAUUGAGUUCACAGGAUGCUGAUUAAAUCAGUUCCACAUGACUCUUCGUUUUUCUCAGUGUCGCAGUGUUUAGAUCUUGUGUUGCUCAGCGACAUGCUGGUGCUUCACAUAGUAAAAUGAUUCAUUUUAUGUCAAAACAGAUGGAGGCAACAGCAACAUUGUCCUAAUAAAGUCAGACAGCUGCGUAUGACUGAAGAAAAGCGCCCUUAAAAAGCUUUGAAAGUCAAUAAAACUCAGUCAUUAGUUAGAUAGUGUUGCUUGACAGAGCCUGUUUUAAGGUGACGGAUGUAGCAUACAAAUAAUGCUAUGUCAUUUCUGCUCACCAAAGCCAAAGAGAGCAAGAACAAAAACAUCAACCACAUCAAUUAGCUAAUGUUACACACUGCAGCUUUAAAUUACUGUAUGAAGGAAUUUUAUGAAAACAAUCGUGUUCAAAUAUGUACAAUAAUUACUCUUAUUUUUCCUCACAUAAUGCACAACAUUUGUUGACCACAGUUAUUCCAGAUGAUGUGCUUUUUGUUAAAUGUUUUUUGCCUUUGACAUCUUACUUUUAUUUUUGUGCUGAUCCAUCAGGAAUGAUGAGUUAUACUGAAUGUACUGAAAGCUUUUAAAUGAACAUAUAAAAUAUAAAUAUAAUAUAAAUGAUAAAUUAUCCUCCUGUCCUCCUUGUUGGAAGACUGCUAUCAGGGUAGGUAGAGCGGAAUGUCAAGUAUCAUAAACCAAUCCAAGGCAACAUUAAUACAGCUCACAGGUUUCUUCAUUCGUUCGUUUGUUCGUUCGUUCGUUCGUUCUUUCGUUCUUUCUUUCUUUCUUUCCUUCUUUCUUUCUUUCUUUCUUUCUUUCUUUCUUUCUUUCUUUCUUUCUUUCUUAACCCCAUCACGUUACAUCAUGAUGAGCAUUACUGCAAAAUCAGUUUUAAUAUGACCACAGUCAUACGAUUCAUAGCAGUAGAGUCAGUAUCACAGGAUUAUACAACUCAUUAUGUUAAUCCUAGUUGCUUGUUUUAUGUUUCUAUUCAAAAACAAAGCACUCAAAGAAAUGUUUCUCCUACAUAGGCUGGUCCAUCACUGCACUGUUUUUUUUUAAAACCCAAUCCUGUUUUAACACAGAUAUAUUUUUGAACAUCCUCCUCUCUUAUCUUGGAUUCUUAUCUGGAUUUCUACAUUUACUGGAAAAAAACAAACCCUAACCCUAACCCACGAUGAAAAUGUGGUUUCCCCUACAAUAAAACCGUGUGUUUUCCAUCAGUGAGUCAUAUCCUAUAUACUGGGAAGAUCCUACCAACAUCAUAAUAGCUGUCAAAAGACAGUCAGACAGUCAGUCAUCAUCCAUGUCAGAGGGUAAAUAAUGCUUUCUUUUGUGAAAUUUCACAAGCCUCCACAAACCCACAACAAUGUGCAUACAAUUACAACUGCUCAUUACCCAAGAACACUCAUGGCAUAACAAGUGCCUCUGUAAUUUUAUCCCUAAAUUAUCCUCAGACCUCACAAGACCUAUAGAAGAGUAUCACUUUAGCCCAUACAACUAUGCUUACAUUUACAGCCAC